AUGUCCUUUACUGAUAGCGAUUCGACUGCCCUGGGGCCCCCUCAGCCGAUGAGGAGGCAUACAACAGAGUGGCUGCCUGAGUACGAAAAGCACAUGCCUUCUUGGGCGCCAGACAAUGCAACACCUGCCAACAGCGAUGGGCAGGCGCACUGGCUGUUUCAAAAAACCAACCAUAACGCUCUUGAGCGACUCCAUCACGAAGUGACCUGGGCAUCUCUGAUCGACCCAAAUCGUGCCACCAACUUCGCAUCGAGUACAGCUGAUAUUUCCGAGACUCCGACCACUUCUUCCAGUCUGUCGGUCGAAACCACCAAUGACCAGCUUCCAGAUUUCAUCAAGCCGAUUUCUCCCAACCUCAGCCCAGACGACAUCGAUUAUCUCUCCAGGAAAGGCGCGUUUUGUAUUCCCUCGCCAUCCUUUCUCGAUGCCUUGGUCCGGAGUUACAUCAGAUACUUCCACCCGUUCAUGCCCCUUCUGGACCUGCCAACACUUUUUCAUUGCAUCAGCGGAAAUCGUUCUCAUGACGACCCCAAGGUCAGUAUUCUGCUCUUCCAAGCAGUCAUGUUCGCUGGUGCAACGUUCGUCGACCUCGAUAAAAUUUGGGGUGCAGGGUUCUCGACCAGGAGGGAGGCUAGAAAAGCAUUCUAUGACAGAGCCCGAGUACUCUACGAUCUUGACGUUGACUGCGACCGGAUCCCCGUAAUUCAAGCUGCGCUUUUACUAAGCUACUGGUCCGAAACCCCUGGUGAUAACAAGGGUGGCUGGCAUUGGACCGGGAUCUGCUAUUCUUUGGCACUCACGCUUGGACUUCAUAUAAAAGCCGACUCCGUCGUGCCUAACCGACACGUUCAUCUUCGCAGAAGGAUAUGGUGGUCAUUCUUUAUGAGGGACAGACUACUAGCUCUUGCAAUGUCGAGACCCCUCAGAAUAAGAGAGAGUGAAUUCAAUACGCCAAUGUUGACUUUGGACGACUUUGACCUUGGUGACUACGCAGCAGGACAACUAAACGACCCUGUUUUGACCACGGAUUGCCAGACAGCUCUAGCUGAACUGUGCAUCGAAAUGGCCCGACUUUGUAUGGAGAUCGGAGCUGUGGUCGACCUGCACUUCUCUCUCCUACCGAGCAACGACCAAAUGCAAGCUACUAAAGACCACACCGGAAGAACCACGACAAUACUGUUUCCAAAAUUCGAUGCAGGCAAAUUGAAAUCAGUCUUGUUUCACGACCAAAAGCUGCGAGAUUGGUUUGACAGCCGGUGUCCAUCAGCAAUGUUUCAAUCACCAGUACCGACCGACAAUCGAAGUUCAUCUUCAGCACUAUCUGUACACCAGGCUUUCCUGCACAUCUGCUUUUGUUCAGCGAUGUCGGCCUUGCAUCGACCUUUGGUCGACCGCCGCAGUAAUUCAGCGAACGAUGCUGGAUUUUCCGAAUAUCGCACAUUAUCCGUCAUGAGAAUCGAAGAGGCUGGGAUUGAGAUGGCUGCAAUGAAUCGUGGGUUACACGACCUCGACCUAGCCGGCUUCCUACCACCCACUGCUGCAACACUGGAGCUGCCUAUUAUCAUCACACAUGUUAAGAGGCUCCAGAAGAGUAGCCGGGUUGUCCUCCAGUCGCUUGAGUCGAUAUUUUACUGCCUGAAAGUGCUGGAGAAGAUACAAGAACUCUAUAUUGGUGUCGACAUGGUGAUGGCGUUCGUUAUGGACAUUCUGAGAAGGGGAGAUAUUGUGCUGGAAACGGGAAGUAAUGGAGAAAUGACCACACUCGGCUAUCAAGGCGACAGCUACAGUAUCACAAAUGCGAUGUCGAAGUCUGCCACUGGACAACCAGAUCCUCCGGCUGAGCAGAACCGCAGCGAUUCAGAACCAUGGUGGUUAUCUAGGGAGAGCAAUGCGAGAGAUGGUCCCGCCAUAUCCAAUGGACAACCGGGAGGUCUUUCCGAUUCGAGUCUGGGAUCGGCUCACACACCUUGUGAUGCUCUUGAUCUACCGCAGGCUCAAUGGAACUCUUAUGACGACAUAUUCCUCACCGAAGGAAUGGACCCUGAUUCUACAUUCCGCCUGAUGGUGGACUUUGAGAGCUUGAACGAGUUCGAUCUGGCGGAGUUCGAGCCCGUGGCAGACACUGAAGUAUAGCUUCGCUUACGCA
Messenger RNA from Exophiala xenobiotica, 2146 nucleotides. RefSeq lists its product as uncharacterized. Gene Ontology annotation, molecular function: DNA binding; zinc ion binding. The transcript has 3 exons. Gene Ontology annotation, biological process: DNA-templated transcription. NCBI's taxonomy places the organism in Eukaryota, Fungi, Ascomycota, Eurotiomycetes, Chaetothyriales, Herpotrichiellaceae. The record is from RefSeq and is a predicted model, not a curated record. Bases 1 to 2133 code for a protein of 710 amino acids.